GAGGAAUUACUAAAAGGCCAUGCAGUGAACCGGGACAAAGCGAAUGAUGUCUGGGCGUUCGGCUGCACAUCAGUGUUGACAACCACCUUACAAGUGGCAGAAUUCGGAUCAAUUUGAGAAGGGCAUAUUCAGGAUUGUUUAGCUUUGAUGUCAGUAAGCGUCCAAGUAUGGAGUCGAUUGUCCAAUUUUUCGGAGUUCUUCGUGUUAGGACGCGUGCACAGGGACCUCCUCGAGAUGGACUCGGAGAUGCGAUCAGUUCGAGAUGCUGAAAUAGUUAGUGCCUCAGAUUACGUCGCUGAUGAGCACGACCAGUACGCUUGUUACCGUGGAGUGUGGUCGGUACUUUAUUUUACUUCAAGCCAGAUUAGAGGCUCCCCUGGCGUCCUGUGGCCCGACGGGCGUAUGGUUCCGUAUCGAUCCAACAAUUACGUCGAUACUCAAUUCUCAUACGAGCGCUGCCUCCUUGUGUCCCCCAUGGCCAUGCGUCGCGGAACGGUCCGAUAUGAAGAAAGGACGUUGUUUGGCCUGAUUCAACGAGAGUUUUUGGGACACACGGCAUCGACUAGGAUUUUGCAAAGUCACUUCCGGUCCACAAUUCGUGGGACUUGUGAGAAAGAUGACGCUGAAAUUUUGCUUGGUUUUCAUUGCAGCGCCAUCACAAGAGCCCCAUCCGUUAUUCCAAUGAACGCUGGUAACUCUGCCUACCAGUGCCUACCAGUUCGCCAUGUAUGAGGACCUGCAAAUACGGCAUGAAGGCUACACAGUGGGCGUCCAGGCAUGUCCUGAUGGCAGAAGAUACCAAUGAAAACUUCAGGGCGUCCUAAAACAUCCUGGGACGUCUAGGGAAAAACUUGGCUAAUGCAACCCUUUUUACUUGUGAAUGCCCAGUCUGAUCUGUGACCAGCUUUGCAGCGGCGGAAGGAAGGAUACUGCAUAAUGCAGUCAAAGAUGUAGACGAACUGGACUCGACUUAGG
Messenger RNA from Cantharellus anzutake, 975 nucleotides. RefSeq lists its product as uncharacterized. The coding region runs from base 148 to 732 and encodes 194 amino acids. The transcript is spliced from 4 exons. Lineage: Eukaryota; Fungi; Basidiomycota; Agaricomycetes; Cantharellales; Hydnaceae. The record is from RefSeq and is a predicted model, not a curated record.